Messenger RNA from Lactuca saligna, 1470 nucleotides. The record is from the annotation of a GenBank genome assembly. NCBI's taxonomy places the organism in Eukaryota, Viridiplantae, Streptophyta, Magnoliopsida, Asterales, Asteraceae.
AUGAUGGAUAGGUUCUACCAUAUGUUACAAAAGGCAGAAAAGUGGGAAUUAGUGGUUUGUCCAGCUGCUAUCAAGAAAAUGAACAAGUUUGGAGAGGAUUUGAGGAAUUGGAAUGUGAAUCCAAGUGGACCAUCUAUUUUUGAAGCCAGGAAUGGAUUAGAAGGGUACGUGGUUAACUUACAAAGCAGAGUGUGCAGUUGUAGGCUUUGGGAUAUCUCAGGAAUUCCAUGUGUACAUGCACAGUGUGCAAUACUAUUCAUUGGACAAGAUCUUGUUCAUUUCAUAAGUGAGUGGUUUAAUGUGGACAGGUUCAAGGCCAUAUAUGUAAACAAUAUACUGCCUGUGAAUGGUAGAAAUUUAUGGCCUAGAACAUCAUACAUAAAGCCUCUACCCCCUUUAGCUAGAAGAAUGCCAAGGAGACCAACUCUGAAAAGAAAGAGGCAUGUCACUGAAUCUCAAGAUAAAUACUCCCAAAACAAGAUGAAGGUUACUGGAAUAAGAAGGAAAGUCCAACGCAAAAAUUGUCUUCAAAGGGGUCAUAACAAAGCAUCCAGUAAGAAUCUCAAGGUCACACCAGAACCCCAACCCAAGAAAAAAAUGGGUAGACCAAGAUUGGAUCCUGAUAUCAGUCAUUGGACUAGAGGUGGUGUCAGAGGUAGUAGAGGUGGUGCAAUGGGUAGUAGAGGUGGUAGAGGGGGUAAUAGAGGUGGUGUAGUGGGUAAUAUAGGUGGUGUAGUGGCCAACAGAGGUGGUAGGGGUAGUAAGAGAGGUGGUAGGGGUAGUAAAAGAGGUGGUAGGGGCAGUAAGACAUCUGUUAGAGUUGAAGGUGGUGGAGGUGCUGAAGUUGAAGGUGAUACAGUUGAAAAUGAGGAUGACACUAUUCCUGAAAAAUAUUUAGUCCAUUUAUGGAAGUCAAUGCAAGAUUUGAAACAAUCAGGGUAUUCAAUUGAAGAAAUUAAAAAUUCACUUAAUCUGACAGAUUCACGUAUGAAACAACUCAAUGAUUACAAUGACACUAUUGAACAAGUUCGUCCUAUGUCUAUGGAAGAGGAGUAUCCACCUCAGACUGAGACACAAGAUGGGGCUGAAGAAAUUAUCCCCGAGACACAACCAGAAAGUGAAGAAGAAGAAGACGUUAAUGACACCCAGGAAUUACCAGUACACCUUAGGAUUGUGAAAAGAAGAAGGCCCUCUCAGAGGAUUGUUAAAAACAAAAACAAGCUGAAGAAGAUGGGAUGUGUUGGGACUUCUGCAAGUUCAUCAUUGGAGUUGGAUUAGGGUGUUAGGGUGUUAAGGGUAUUUUGGUACAUCUUUUGUGAAUGCUAUUUUUGUGAAUCUUUUGUGAAUGCUACUUUUGUACAUCUUUUGUGAAUGCCCUUAAAUUACUAAUAGCGAUAUUUUGUACAUCUUUUGUAAACACAUUGAAACAUUGUGAAUGCCCUUAACAUGGUUGGUAAUGGCAUAUUGGAG